GGGGUCCUCCCUGGCGGCCGCCGCUGAGCCCCCGCGGGGCCCGUGACGCCGCGGCCGAUGUGGCCCCGCGCGCGCUGCGGGCCUGCACCGCCGCUUCACAAAGACGCCGCCGGAGCCGCCGCCCGCACCCGGGCCGCAGCCGCCCCGGGAACCGGAGCCCGAACCCGAGCCCGAGCCGGAGCCAGAGCCGCAGGCGCGGGGCAGGAGGCGGCGCCCGCGGGCGGCCGGCCCCGGCAUGGAGAAGCGGGCGGCCGCGGGGCCGGAGGGGGCGCCGGGCGCCCGGGCGCAGCUCGCUGUCGUCUGCCUGGUGAACAUUGUUCUCACAGGGCGGCUCAGCAGCGCUGUUCCUGCCUUAGGUGAGGCCAGCACUUCUCAGCCUCCUCUCCUGACAGCCGCCUGCAGUGGGAAGCUGGAGCAGCACACAGAGCGCCGCGGCGUCAUCUACAGCCCAGCCUGGCCCCUCAACUACCCUCCAGGCACCAACUGCAGCUGGUACAUCCAGGGCGACCGUGGGGACAUGAUCACCAUCAGCUUCCGCAACUUUGACGUGGAGGAGUCCCAUCAGUGCUCCCUGGACUGGCUCAUGCUGGGCCCCGCGGCCCCGCCCCGCCAGGAGGCCUUCCGGCUCUGUGGCUCUGCCAUCCCGCCCGCCUUCAUCUCGGCCCGGGACCAUGUCUGGAUCUUCUUCCACUCGGACGCCUCCAGCUCCGGCCAGGCCCAGGGCUUCCGCCUCUCGUACAUCCGAGGGAAGCUGGGCCAGGCAUCAUGCCAGGCUGACGAGUUCCGCUGUGACAACGGCAAGUGCCUGCCGGGCCCGUGGCAAUGCAACACCGUGGAUGAGUGUGGCGAUGGCUCCGACGAGGGCAACUGCUCGGCACCUGCCUCCGAGCCACCGGGCAGCCUGUGCCCUGGGGGCACCUUCCCCUGCAGCGGGGCACGCUCCACGCGCUGCCUGCCUGCUGAGAGGCGCUGCGAUGGCACACAGGACUGCGGCGAUGGCUCUGAUGAGGCCGGCUGUCCUGACCUGGCCUGUGGUCGGCGGCUGGGCAGCUUCUACGGCUCCUUCGCCUCCCCAGACCUGUUCGGUGCAGCCCGCGGGCCCUCGGAUCUGCACUGCACGUGGCUGGUGGACACACAGGACCCGAGGCGUGUGCUGCUGCAGCUGGAGCUGCGGUUGGGUUACGAUGACUACGUGCAGGUGUAUGAGGGCCUGGGUGAGCGCGGGGACCGCCUGUUGCAGACACUCUCCUACCGCAGCAACCACCGACCCGUGAGCCUUGAGGCUGCCCAGGGCCGCCUCACCGUGGCCUAUCAUGCCCGCGCCCGCAGCGCUGGCCACGGCUUCAAUGCCACCUACCAGGUGAAGGGCUAUUGCCUCCCCUGGGAGCAGCCAUGCGGGAGCAGCAGAGAGGGGGACGCAGGGGACGCAGGCGAGCAGGGCUGCUUCUCGGAGCCGCAGCGCUGCGAUGGCUGGUGGCACUGCGCCAGUGGCCGGGACGAGCAGGGUUGCCCCGCCUGCCCGCCUGACCAGUACCCCUGCGAGGGUGGCAGCGGCCUGUGCUACACACCCGCCGACCGCUGCAACAACCAGAAGAGCUGCCCCGAUGGCGCUGACGAGAAGAACUGCUUCUCCUGCCAGCCGGGCACCUUCCACUGUGGCACCAACCUGUGCAUCUUCGAGACGUGGCGCUGCGAUGGCCAGGAGGACUGUCAGGAUGGCAGCGAUGAGCAUGGCUGCCUGGCGGCCGUGCCCCGCAAAGUCAUCACCGCCGCGCUCAUCGGCAGCCUGGUCUGUGGCCUGCUGCUCGUCAUUGCCCUGGGCUGCGCCUUCAAGCUCUAUUCCCUGCGCACGCAGGAGUACAGGGCCUUUGAGACCCAGAUGACCCGCCUGGAGGCUGAGUUUGUGCGGCGGGAGGCACCCCCAUCCUACGGUCAGCUCAUCGCGCAGGGCCUCAUUCCACCAGUUGAGGACUUUCCCGUCUACAGCGCAUCCCAGCUGCCGCCCCACCCUCCAGGCCUCGGUGCUACAGAACCUUCGCACGGCCAUGCGGAGACAGAUGCGCCGGCACGCCUCCCGCCGCGGGCCCUCCCGCCGUCGCCUCGGCCGCCUCUGGAACCGGCUCUUUCACCGGCCUCGGGCGCCCCGCGGACAGAUCCCGUUGCUGACGGCCGCACGCACCUCUCAGACGGUGCUGGGUGAUGGGCUCCUCCAGCCUGCACCAGGGGCUGCCUUGGACCCCCCGGCGCCCCUUACGGACACAGGCAGCCCAGGGGCAGCCGGGGAGGGGCCCCCCAGUGCCCCCAUCCACGCCCCAGAGGUGGGACCUUCGGUGCCGCCUCCCUUGGGCCUGCGGGACCCGGAGUGCAGGCCAGUGGACAAGGACAGAAAGGCCAGCAGGGACCCUUUGCUGGACAAUUCAGCCCCCGUGGACAUGCCUCGGGAGCCCUGCUCGGCCCAGGACCCUCAUCCUCCCGCCUCCACUGCCAGCAGCACCCUGGGCCCCCACCCACCCGAGCCACUGGGUGUCUGCCGGAGCCCCCCGCCACCCUGCUCCCCAACGUUGGAGGCCAGUGAUGACGAGGCCCUGCUGGUCUGCUGACCCGCUGGACACGCUGGUGACCGCCACAGCCCCGCUUUGUAACCAGGGAAUACACAGUCGUUUCUA
Sus scrofa (pig) is the source of this 2666-nucleotide messenger RNA. RefSeq names its product LDL receptor related protein 3 (gene LRP3). NCBI's taxonomy places the organism in Eukaryota, Metazoa, Chordata, Mammalia, Artiodactyla, Suidae. Gene Ontology annotation, molecular function: protein binding. The record is from RefSeq and is a predicted model, not a curated record. Gene Ontology annotation, cellular component: plasma membrane.